AUGGGAUACCCGGGCCGCGCUAUCGCCAAGGGCGAGGACGGCAGCGCCCGCUGCUUGCGCUGGGCCAGGGACUUCGCUCGCAACUGGCACGCCGAAACAUCGCCCUCUGAACCCGACCUGAGCGGCACCUGGGUCUCUCAACGGUGCGAAGUGCGGUCGGGGCCAGAGUUCGUACUUCGGAAGUACCACUUCUUCGAUGACUCCAAGUUCCAUAUGGUACAGUUCUUCUACCUGGACAGCUCGUGCACGGUUCCGGCGUAUGCGCUAGACGGCUGGGGCAGGCUUGAGCUUUCCAGCUUGUCCUGGGUGGUGCCCGGGGCUACCGAGGCCGAGGCUUCACUGUCCCACCUCAACGUGAUAGCCUACACUGCCGAAGUGGCCGAGCGGCUCAGUAGGGCAGUCAACAGGUCGUGCCCUGGAGAAAUCAAGCGGCCCUGGGAGACGUACCUAAAGUAUCGCCUUGUCAGCUUCGUGGAAGGUCGAAUUGCAGACAAGCCGCUUGUCGAAGAUUUUGUUUGCACAGGGGGCCUGCAGUUUACCCUCAACGAGCUACAACUGAUCCGCAUCGUGCACCAAGGUCCUCUACCGAACCGGCGCCAAUCCGAUGCGCCUGCAGCCGAGCUGUACCUGGGCGACAUCCACAGCGACGUGCGCAAACGGCUCUCGUACCGGCCUACUUCGUACCAGCCACCGCUGCUCGAAGCAAGUGUAAGUUUCCACAUUUACUUGCAUUUGUGCGUUUCUCACACCACUUACGAGUUCUCUGAGUUCGCGUAA
Messenger RNA from Rhipicephalus microplus (southern cattle tick), 777 nucleotides. Its product is annotated as protein APCDD1-like. Lineage: Eukaryota; Metazoa; Arthropoda; Arachnida; Ixodida; Ixodidae. Gene Ontology annotation, molecular function: Wnt-protein binding. Gene Ontology annotation, cellular component: plasma membrane. The record is from RefSeq and is a predicted model, not a curated record. Gene Ontology annotation, biological process: negative regulation of Wnt signaling pathway.